GACGGAAAAAAACGUACACGCCGACUUCCUAGAUUUCUAAUUUUUAUAUUUAAAACAAUUAAAUAAAAAAAAUUAACGCACAUUGUGCAUUACUACUUACUCGACUCAGUAUUAAUUAUUAUACUAUUUGAAAUAAUUAAUGCAAAAUUAGUAAAUUUCUCGUCUGCUGCCACAUUAUUACUAAUAGCAUAUUUUUAUACAUUUAUAUUUUACUAGUGACAAUAUUUGGCAACGUACAUUCGUGUUUGUUUUUUUUUCUAAAUAUUUUUUACUAAUCUACUUGAAAAACGUUUAAGUUUGUAAAAAUGAGCGCUCAAGCUGUAGAAUUACUGGAGUUCAACGGAAACGACGAUGACUGUACGCACAUCAUCAAACGGAACGAAACGACGAUCAUGUUGAGCCAGGGAUCGCACAAGAAAGGCAGUUCGAAGCUGAAGUUGAAAAACUUGGUCGACUUCAACUGGGAAGAGCGUUAUUACAAAGGCCGUUUAAUUGCUAUGCACAUCGGUGGAACCGUCUUGGCCUACGCCUUUGUUAAACCCAAUUCUAAGGAAGGGCUCGUCAGAGUCAUUAAGACAACGACCAAUGAAAGAGCGUUAAUAAAAGGUUUUUCGAGUUUGAUUGAAGACAUCAGCUUUGCUCAUCUUUAUGAGGUACUGAUGCUAGCGUGUAUCAAUCAAAACGGUACGGUACAUGUGUACGUGAUCAAUGAAGACGCUUCUGCAUCCAAAUAUUUCACUGUUAUACCAAUACUUGAAAUUAAAGGGGAUCCAUCAUUUUGUUUCCACGAUUAUUUUAUAUCCUGGUGUCAAUUUGUACCUGAAGAAGGAAACAUUAAAGAGCUUGAGUAUGAACCAAAUUAUAAUGGGAAAAUCUUGGCCGUUGCACGUGGUUGUACAACUGAAAUAUGGCAUAUUGGCAUCGCAAGCACAUACACAGCUGGUCCGAUUUUUUCAAAUUUCGAUUUGAAUAAAUCUUUUGACAAAACUACGAUAAAGUACUUGGAGACAUCUUUGAUUAAUAUUGAUUUAAAAGAAGACGCCAUUAUUGUCGAUAUUGCAUUUUCUGCCGAUGGCUCUAAUGUGGCAUUAGCUCUCAGCAGCGGAAGCGUAUACUUUUAUCAGAUAUCGUUUGAAAACGUUGAUGACUUCCCAAAAUGUGUAUACAAUUGGCAUCCUCAAGAAGUGUUUUUGUGUUUAAAGUCAAUGAUAUUUUUGGACAAUCGUAAAGAAAUUCAAGGGGCGUCGAUGGAAAUACUAUCAUGGAAAUACUUAGUGACGAUGACUAAUCAAAACGAGAUACGUUUGUGGUGUUGUGAAUCAUGGGAAUGUCUUCAAAUAUUGUCAUUUGUCCAACCGAUUGGAGUGGAUAGUCCGAUGAAACUGACCGUUGAUGGAACUGGAAAAUACUUGUUUUUGAGCAACAUAAGCAAUAAUUUGUUGUAUGUCAUGGAAGUAGCUCUGGAUGAAAAUUCUCCUAAAAAAUCUUUGAAAAUUGUCAGCGUCACUGAAAUUAUAUUGCAAAGUCCAAUACUGAACAUGAUUAUUGUUGACACAAAAACUGAUAACGAUUCAAAUUUGAUAGAUCUCAUUUCAGGCGAUCAUCUACCGGUGAACAUGUCCAGCCAAUACAGUAAAACUAUGAUCAUCAAUUUAUACGCAAUACAACCGAAAUCGCUUCAAGAAGGUCAAAUAAUUAUUACUACACCUGAUAGAUUUGGAUCGGAGAAUCUUAAAGAAGAAACAAAGAAAGGCUGGCCAUCAAAUCCCAUUAUAUGUCUUAAAAGUCUGCUAGCUGAUGAUUUCCCAUUGCCGCCUCACGUAGCCAGCACUAACACAAACGAUUUCGUUCAAAUGAAUCCGGUUAGAAAUAACCCAAAGCUCACUCCAAUGGAAAUACAUAACUUGGUCAAAGAAAAAUUAAAGUUGAAGGGAAUAGAUAUCAGUCCAAAAAGGAACCCAAAUCCCGCACAAAAUAAGAAGAAAAUCAUCAAACCAGCUCCAGUUCAGACUCCGAUUCAGUCUCCGGAACAGACUCCUGAGCAUAAGGCCACUUCUCCACUGUUGUAUUCUCCUCAACGCCCCACUCUACUUAAGAGCGUAGACUGCAGUCCACCCGCAGAUGAAGUUCAAGAAAUUCUCAACAACUCUGAGUGUGACUUAAACGAAACUAUAUCUAUAAUGGAGGCUGUAGACUAUGAACGUGCGGUCGAUUAUUCAACUGAAAUUGAAAGCGAAGAAACUAAUUGUUACACCGCAGACCCGAUGGACAACCGCAAGACAUUGUCGCCAAUAAUACAAGUGGACGAUAACAGUGCCGCCAUGAGCAACGGCAUGGCCAAUCAGAUGGACGAAGUUUAUACGGGCCUGCAAGAAUUGAGCAGUCAGCUGAAAUUGCUGAUAAAGAGAAAUAACCAACUUGAGAGCCAAGUAAACACUGCUCUACUGACACCGGCCAACAGAAAGACAGUUGUUGCUGAUCUCAUACAAAAUCUCGAACCCAUUAUGAAGGCUAUAGUGAAAAAAAGUAUUGAUGUGAUGGAGAAGAAAGUUGAAACAGCGUUGGACGCUAAGCUGAUAGCGUUGGAAAACAAAAUUGUUAAUGUUGUUUCCACUUUGGCUGCUAACAGAGAUGACAUAGAAUCGUUCACACCCGCAUUGAUGGAUUUGUUAAGCCCGGCUUUGGAUGAGAUUUUAAAAGAUUUGUUUAUGACUAAGGUUGUUCCAAAAUUCGAACAAGCCUGUUGUUCAAUGUUCAAGCAAAUAGACAUGUCGUUUAACGAGAGAUCGUUGGAAUAUCAAAAUGAAUUGAAAUCUUUGUUGGGCGACGAAGCCCAUGGUAACAGUAACGGUAACAAAGUGGAAAUCGAUAUCGAGAAAGUUGUUGACGGGAUGGGUAGUGUAAUGAAAGAAAUGGAACUAAACUUGUUGAACUCACACAAUGAAUUGCAAAGAACCAUUUUCCUAUUGCUGAAGAGACCUAAUUUGCAAGUACCAGAUUCUUUCGUCAGCGAUGAGGAUAGUAUUAGCAGAAUCAUAACAAAUCUACUGGAAAACGGCGAAAAUGUUUCAGCUUUUGAAACGGCACUGUCGGCAUCUAACUUGGAAUUGGUACUUUACGUUUGCGAAAAUGUUACAGUAACUCCCGAAGAACUGUUCCAAAACGCGUCCAUGACAACUCCGAUCGUAUUAUCAUUGAUUCAACAGUUGUCUUUCGAUUUGUCAAACAGCACAGAACUAAAGCACAAAUUCUUGGAAGCCGCCGUUGGAAGUUUGGACUACACAAAUGACCAUCACAGAGAGAACAUCACUUUGGUUCUGAGAAGAAUGGAAACUAAUAUUGAGAAGUUUUUAAGCCUCAAUCCGCACAACCCAUUUUGUCGCAAGAUAAAAAUGCUACAACUCGCCGUCAAGACCAUGAUAAAUUUCAACGUUACUCAACAACAAUAAGCUGCCCCCUAAUUUAUUACACGUUUACAUAAAAUACGUAAUUACGAAUGACGUAUAUUUCUACUUUUACUUAGCCAAGACAUGACCUCAUCCUCAAUAAUUGUGUCAUUUAAAAAUUAUAAUUUUACUCAUUUUUUUUUUUGAUUGUAAUUAUUUGCUUAUUAACUACGUAUUUGGUUCACUGAACUGUGUGAAGGACACUAUUUAAAUUCAGUGAUUGUAUUAAAAAACUGUAAAAUCCAAAAGCAUUUAUUUGUUAAUUUUUUUUUUUUU
Adelges cooleyi (spruce gall adelgid) is the source of this 3722-nucleotide messenger RNA. It is a transcript of the gene Ge-1, whose product is annotated as enhancer of mRNA-decapping protein 4. Gene Ontology annotation, molecular function: protein binding. The record is from RefSeq and is a predicted model, not a curated record. Gene Ontology annotation, cellular component: P-body. The transcript is spliced from 19 exons. Bases 306 to 3449 code for a protein of 1047 amino acids. Gene Ontology annotation, biological process: deadenylation-independent decapping of nuclear-transcribed mRNA. Lineage: Eukaryota; Metazoa; Arthropoda; Insecta; Hemiptera; Adelgidae.